AUGCAGCAGAGUAGCGCACUCCACUUCCAUCCGGUCACAUCGAUACUGCUUCUGCUUCUGAUGAGCUAUCGACCACUACAAGCUGAAUCCGCUGACGUUGCUAGUGAUACGGUCAAGUCCAUCUUUGACUCUGCCGAUGGUAUUGAGAUCGGCGGCAGCGUCCUGGCCAUUGCUGCCAUCGCAGUCGGUGCGAUGAUGAUCUCCAUCGGCUACCGCUUCUUCCGUGCGACGCUCUUUGUUAUCGGGUUUGUCUAUGGCGGUGUUGGCCUCGCGAUUGCUGUUGAACACAUUUUCGACGGUGAGUCGUGGGUCGUUACGGCAUCCUGGAUCGCGUUUGGAGUCGGCGGUCUCAUCUGCGGCAUUCUUGUCACGGCGCUCUACUCGCUCGGGAUCUUUGCUGCUGGUGCCGCUGGCGGUGUAGUACUCGCUAUGAUGAUUCACAACUCUGCUGGCUACAGGAUCUACGCGAAUCAUCCUCAGGUGGUGCUCAUCUUGCUGUGUGUCGUCAUCGGUCUCCUUGGAGGCGUGCUGGCGAUUAAGCUCGAGAAGCCUGUGCUGAUUACUGCUACGAGCCUGUUCGGGGCCGCCAUCCUCGUGUGGGGCGUCGGCUACUUCGCCGGCGACUUUCCAUCGUCGAACGACCUGAAGCACUACGCGACACGGGACAUUAAUGGAGACUGGAUCUACUCGAUCCCAGACGCGUGGUGGGUCUACCUCGCUGCUAUUCUAAUGCUUUUCGUGCUGGGUCUGUUUAUCCAGUUCCGUAAGACUGGACACGGGGUCAUGCACCACAAUUCACACGCCAUUAAGCGCCGUUCGGAGAGCCAGCACUACGUGGAGGCGAGUUCGCCACAGCCGCAACACGUGCGCUUUGGCGACCCCGGCAGCCACGUUUAG
Messenger RNA from Peronospora matthiolae, 897 nucleotides. NCBI's taxonomy places the organism in Eukaryota, Oomycota, Peronosporomycetes, Peronosporales, Peronosporaceae. The record is from the annotation of a GenBank genome assembly.